Messenger RNA from Scaptodrosophila lebanonensis, 5491 nucleotides. RefSeq names its product dual oxidase (gene Duox). The transcript has 11 exons. Gene Ontology annotation, biological process: response to oxidative stress. NCBI's taxonomy places the organism in Eukaryota, Metazoa, Arthropoda, Insecta, Diptera, Drosophilidae. Bases 567 to 5183 code for a protein of 1538 amino acids. The record is from RefSeq and is a predicted model, not a curated record. Gene Ontology annotation, molecular function: calcium ion binding; heme binding; peroxidase activity.
GUGUGUUGCGUGUGUGUUGUUGUUGUCGUUGUCAGUCAGUUGCGACCGCGUCUCGAACGAGUGAGAGUGAAUGUAAACGUGUCGCGCAUGCGCUUUAAGUAAUUGUUGCUCGUCUUCGGCAUUUUGCUGUCACCGUUAUUAUAAUUUAUGCUGUGCACUUUUAUCUACACACUUGGGUGAAUACAUGCGAAAACGCGCACGUUUUAUUAACAAAUGGUUUACAUAAAAACACACAACAAUUUCUCAUGAGUCACGUGAAAUAAUUAAUGAAAAUUUACGCUUCACACAGCAAAGUCGCCGCAAGUUGCAAAUUAUGAUAAGCUGUAAAAGCUUCAAAUGAAAUACACACUUUCCUAAAUACUAGUACGAGUCAUUAUUCAAAUGCGUCGCGUGAUAACAAAACAAAAUCAAUUGAAAGCAAAGUUCCAAAAAAGUGCAAAGCGCCGCCAGCAAAGUUUGUUUAAUUGAUUUCACAAUACAAUCAAGGAAACGAAAUUUUUGUUUAUUUGUGCAUAAUAACAAAAGCAAACACAUAGUACAUCAUAUCCAAAUAAUUUGCAAUCAAUAUGAGUGUUCAAAGCGCGCCCCAGCGGCGGGCAUCACAGCGGGGUCGGAGCUACAGGCUCCAGCAUCCAACAUCAUUAUUAACAUCAUCAUCGUCGUCGUUGUCGUCAUCAUCAGCAACGUGCUGUGCCCUCCUAUUGUUGCUGAUUAGUCUGGGCUACAGGCACGCUUUUGUGCAUUGUUAUGAAAAAAUGUAUAGCCAAACGGAGAAGCAGCGCUACGAUGGCUGGUACAACAAUUUAGCUCACCCCGACUGGGGCUCUGUAGAUAGCCAUCUGGUGCGGAAAGCGCCGCCCUCCUACUCAGAUGGGGUGUAUGCCAUGGCCGGGGCGAAUCGGCCCUCCACCCGUCGCCUGAGUCGCCUGUUUAUGGGCGGUCGUGACGGUCUGGGCUCAAAGUUCAAUCGCACAGCCCUGCUGGCUUUCUUCGGCCAGGUGGUCGCCAACGAGAUUGUCAUGGCCUCCGAGUCCGGUUGUCCCAUUGAAAUGCAUCGCAUCGAGAUCGAGAAGUGUGACGAGAUGUAUGACAAGGAAUGUCGCGGCGACAAGUAUAUACCAUUUCAUCGGGCGGCCUACGAUCGUGACACGGGCCAGAGUCCGAAUGCUCCACGUGAACAGAUAAAUCAAAUGACUGCUUGGAUUGAUGGCAGUUUCAUUUACAGCACCUCAGAGGCGUGGCUCAAUGCCAUGCGCUCCUUCCACAACGGCACGCUCCUUACCGAGAAGGAUGGCAAAAUGCCGGUGCGGAACACGAUGCGUGUUCCGUUAUUCAACAACCCGGUGCCGAAUGUCAUGAAAAUGUUGAGUCCAGAGCGAUUGUUCUUGCUUGGCGAUCCCCGCACCAAUCAGAAUCCUGCAGUGCUCUCCUUCGCCAUUUUGUUUCUGCGCUGGCACAACACGCUUGCGCAGCGCAUCAAGCGCCUGCAUCCUGACUGGAGUGACGAGGACAUUUAUCAGCGUGCCCGUCAUACCGUGAUAGCAAGUCUGCAGAAUAUCAUUGUCUACGAGUAUUUGCCCGCCUUUCUGGGGUCCGAGAUGCCAGCCUAUGAGGGGUACCAGCAGGACGUACAUCCGGGAAUUGGACACAUCUUUCAGGCAGCAGCCUUUCGAUUCGGCCACACCAUGAUACCGCCGGGCAUUUACAGACGAGAUGGCGAGUGCAAUUUCAAGGAGACGCCCAUGGGCUAUCCAGCCAUACGUCUGUGCUCUACUUGGUGGGACUCGAGUGGCUUUUUUAGUGAUACAACCGUAGAGGAGGUGCUCAGGGGCUUGGCUUCGCAAAUUUCGGAGCGUGAGGAUCCUGUUCUCUGUUCCGAUGUGCGUGACAAGCUCUUCGGUCCGAUGGAAUUCACGCGACGUGACUUGGGAGCUCUUAACAUAAUGCGAGGACGCGACAAUGGAUUACCGGAUUAUAACGCGGCACGGGAAGCAUAUGGCCUGCCAAGACGAAAGAACUGGACAGAAAUAAAUCCAAAGCUAUUCGAAAAGCAGCCAGAGCUGUUAGACAUGCUAAUCUCGGCCUACGACAAUCAGCUGGAUGAUGUGGACGUAUAUGUCGGCGGCAUGUUGGAAUCCUAUGGGCAUCCGGGCGAGCUCUUCACCAUUGUCAUCAAGGAGCAGUUCCGACGACUGCGCGACGCCGAUCGCUUUUGGUUUGAGAAUGAACGCAAUGGCAUUUUUACUCCGGAGGAGAUAGCGGAGAUACGGAAGAUCACGCUGUGGGACAUUAUUGUGAAUAGCACGGACAUAGCUGUGGAUGAGAUCCAGCGCGAUGUGUUCAGAUGGCAGACGGGCGAUCCUUGCCCGCAGCCCAUGCAAUUGAAUGCCACGGAAUUGGAGCCGUGCAAUCAUCUGGAGGGCUACGAUUACUUCUCCGGCUCCGAAUGCAUGUUCAUCUAUGUGUGCGUAUUCCUGGGCUUUGUGCCCAUCUUGUGUGCCGGAGCGGGCUAUUGCGUGGUCAAGCUGCAGAACAGCAAGCGGAGGCGUUUGAAGAUACGGCAGGAGGCUUUGCGAGCACCCCAGCACAAGGGAUCCGUGGACAAGAUGCUGGCACGUGAAUGGCUGCAUGCGAAUCACAAGCGAUUGGUUACGGUCAAGUUUGGACCGGAAGCGGCUAUAUAUACGGUGGAUCGGAAGGGCGAGAAACUGCGCACAUUUAGUCUGAAGCACAUCGAUGUGGUUAGUGUGGAGGAGUCGGCCACCAAUCACAUCAAGAAGAAGCCCUACAUACUGCUGCGUGUGCCCAGCGAUCAUGAUCUGGUGCUGGAACUCGAAUCCUAUGGAGCACGUCGCAAGUUUGUCAAGAAACUGGAGGACUUUCUGGUGCUGCACAAGAAGGAGAUGACGCUGAUGGAGGUGAAUCGCGAUAUAAUGCUGGCCCGGGCCGAGACACGCGAGCGCCGUCAGAAGCGGCUGGAGUACUUCUUUCGGGAGGCCUAUGCCCUGACCUUUGGACUGCGCCCGGGCGAACGACGUCGUCGCUCCGAUGCCUCCAACGAUGGCGAGGUUAUGACCGUCAUGCGCACGAGUUUGUCAAAGGCAGAGUUUGCCGCCGCGCUGGGCAUGAAGCCCAACGAUAUGUUUGUGCGCAAAAUGUUCAAUAUUGUGGAUAAGGAUCAGGAUGGGCGCAUCAGCUUUCAGGAGUUCCUCGAAACCGUCGUGCUCUUCUCACGGGGCAAAACCGAUGACAAGUUGCGCAUUAUCUUCGAUAUGUGCGACAACGAUCGCAACGGAGUUAUCGAUAAAGGCGAACUGAGCGAGAUGAUGCGCUCCCUCGUGGAGAUUGCACGCACAACCAGUCUGGGCGAUGAUCAGGUCACCGAGCUAAUCGAUGGCAUGUUUCAGGAUGUGGGCUUGGAGCACAAGAAUCACUUGACCUAUCAGGAUUUCAAGCUGAUGAUGAAGGAGUACAAGGGCGACUUUGUGGCCAUCGGAUUGGACUGCAAGGGUGCCAAGCAGAACUUCCUGGAUACCUCCACAAAUGUGGCGCGCAUGACGUCCUUUAACAUCGAGCCCAUGCAGGAUAAGCCCAGACAUUGGCUACUGGCGAAAUGGGAUGCUUAUAUCACAUUCUUGGAGGAGAAUCGUCAGAACAUCUUCUAUCUGUUCCUGUUCUACGUCGUCACCAUUGUGUUGUUUGUGGAGCGCUUCAUCCAUUACUCCUUCAUGGCCGAGCAUACGGAUUUGCGUCACAUUAUGGGUGUUGGCAUAGCCAUUACACGUGGCUCGGCGGCAUCCCUCUCAUUCUGCUACUCCUUGCUGCUACUCACCAUGUCCAGAAACCUCAUCACCAAGCUGAAGGAGUUUCCCAUUCAGCAGUACAUACCACUGGACUCUCACAUCCAAUUCCAUAAGAUUGCCGCCUGCACCGCGCUCUUCUUCUCCGUGCUCCACACCGUGGGACACAUCGUGAACUUUUAUCACGUGUCGACGCAAUCGCACGAGAAUCUGCGCUGUCUCACCCGCGAGGUGCACUUCGCCUCCGACUACAAGCCGGACAUUACGUUCUGGCUGUUCCAGACGGUUACGGGCACGACUGGAGUGCUGCUCUUCAUCAUAAUGUGCAUUAUCUUUGUCUUCGCACACCCCACCAUCCGGAAGAAGGCGUACAAGUUUUUCUGGAACAUGCACACCCUCUAUAUUGGACUCUAUUUGCUGAGCCUGGUGCAUGGCUUGGCGCGUCUGACGGGUCCGCCACGUUUCUGGAUGUUCUUCCUGGGGCCGGGCAUCGUUUAUACGCUGGACAAGAUUGUGUCGCUGCGCACCAAAUAUAUGGCACUGGAUGUGAUUGAGACGGAUUUGUUGCCCUCCGAUGUCAUCAAAAUAAAGUUCUAUAGGCCGCCGAAUCUGAAGUAUUUGUCGGGCCAGUGGGUGCGUUUGUCCUGCACCGCCUUCAGGCCGCAUGAGAUGCACAGCUUCACGCUGACCUCGGCGCCCCAUGAGAACUGUCUGAGCUGCCACAUUAAGGCGCAGGGUCCCUGGACCUGGAAGCUGCGCAACUAUUUCGAUCCCUGCAACUACAAUCCGGAGGAGCAGCCGAAAAUACGAAUUGAGGGUCCCUUCGGCGGCGGCAAUCAGGAUUGGUACAAGUUCGAGGUGGCCGUUAUGGUGGGCGGCGGAAUCGGUGUUACGCCCUAUGCCUCCAUACUCAAUGAUCUGGUGUUCGGCACCAGCACCAAUCGGUAUUCGGGCGUGGCCUGCAAGAAGGUAUACUUCUUGUGGAUAUGUCCAUCGCACAAGCAUUUCGAGUGGUUCAUCGAUGUGCUGCGCGAUGUGGAGAAGAAGGAUGUCACCAAUGUCCUGGAGAUACACAUUUUCAUAACGCAAUUCUUUCACAAGUUCGAUUUGCGCACAACAAUGCUGUAUAUAUGCGAAAAUCAUUUCCAACGUCUGUCAAAGACCUCCAUUUUUACGGGACUGAAGGCAGUCAAUCAUUUCGGACGACCGGAUAUGAGCAGCUUCCUCAAAUUUGUGCAGAAGAAGCAUUCCUAUGUCUCCAAAAUAGGCGUAUUCUCUUGUGGGCCGAGGCCACUCACAAAAAGUGUUAUGUCCGCCUGUGAUGAAGUAAAUAAAACGCGCAAGUUGCCUUAUUUUAUACAUCAUUUCGAAAACUUUGGUUAAGUUCUGAGCCAUUUAGAAAUCUAUCUGCCUGCUGCAACGACAACGAAAAUGUUGACAACAAAUUUCAUUCAUUUAGGUAAUUAAGCGAAUUUAAAACUUUCCCCCAACCACGCGUAUGCAUGUACUUAUAACUAAUCUAACUGAUAUUCAUUCAUAAAUAUUUAGUCAAGUCCUGUUUUAGUGCAUUAUACAAACAAAUUCAUGAAUAGCUAUAGAAAAUUAUGUAACAACAACAAAUACAACAACGAUGCGGCCUCUCUCUAUCUCUCUAUAUAUAUACUAUAUGUAUACUUAUGUGGAUGUGUAUA